AUGCAUGUCCCUGUUACGCCAACACGACAACCCACGGUGGAAGACACAAUGGCUUUGCAGCCUGUGUUAUCCGAUUUUACACAUGCUUUCUUUUCGCUACUUGGAAGAACGCCUUCUGAAGAAAAUUCAAGAAAAGAUCGCAUCAGUCAGCUUCCAGAUGUUCUUUCUUCAGUUUUAUCAUAUUUGACCACGAAAGACGCUGUUAAAACAGGAGUCUUAUCAAGAGGAUGGCGGCAUCCAAGUUUGUGGCAGCUCCUUCCACCAGGGUCCGAGCUCAACUUUGAUUGUAAAUGGGCUUUUGCCGAGAUCAACCUAGAUUUUAACUGGGAUGUUAAGCUGGGUGUUCAGGAGCUGAGAAUUCUUGUUCAUGCUAUGGUACGUCAAACUGCAAACGACAUGAGUUUGAAGGGGUAUUCUAGAAAAUAUGAUUUACAUGUGUUUAAUAUCUAUCCCACUGGAUCAAAGUAUACUGCUAUUUAUUCUGUCAAGAAUUUGACUGCACGUUUUUGUGAAGGAUUGGAGGAGAUUGAGCUCUCUGCUACAUAUCUCACCACGCUUGAGGUUUUCAGUGAUGAAAAAAAUUUUAACAUUGUGUUCUCUAGUGUUCCCAAUCUGGGAAAUGUUUUCUGUGAGAAGCCUUGCAGUGGAAGCUUCCCAGUCGACUUAUGCAAUAAAAUUGCUACUGCUGUUCCUCAAAUCCAAUCUUUAAUAUAUGUCCUUUUCUAUUACACCGAUAUAGAAAUCCCAGAACGCCAUUUUACUGAGUUGAAAGAAGUUGAAAUUGGUGGAUUUCGAGGCACUGAAACUGAACUUGAGUUAGCUUUAUAUUUGCUGAGAAAUGCUGUUGCAAUUGAGCAGAUGGUUAUUAAAUCUUGUUUAAAGCGCUUUGUUGCGAUUGGGGAGAGCUCGCCGUAUCUGGAAUUACAGCCUUGGACUGCUUUGAACCAUAGAAAGAUCAUCGAAAAAUUGCAAGGAAAGGCAGCUUCCAAAGUGCACGACUGAUAACUUUGAAUCUACGUCCCAAGUAUUAAAUGGACUAUAUGUAAUAUAUUAUUGUUGGACUAUAUUUGAUUUUUGUGAUUGAAUAUUUGCCUCAUUUCUA
This is a messenger RNA of Jatropha curcas, 1102 nucleotides long. NCBI's taxonomy places the organism in Eukaryota, Viridiplantae, Streptophyta, Magnoliopsida, Malpighiales, Euphorbiaceae. The record is from RefSeq and is a predicted model, not a curated record.